UCAAGAUAAUACACGCUUAUGAUUAAAGAGCAAUAUUCCCAAAAGUAUACAAGGAUAUAAGACAUAUGAGAAGCAGCUUUGUACAAGGGGAGUGUUACGAAACGAGACAACGUCUCUAGGAAGGGCGUGAUUAGCGGAUGUCGUUUAGAUUAGGCGUGUCCAAAGUACCGAACGGGCGUGUCCCUUCAUACGGACACCUUCUCGCAUGGCAACUGCCAUCUUUUGUAAACAGACGUCUAUGCGGAGGCGUCCCAAACUCUUGUACUCUCUCCAUCCCAAAAUUCUUGUCUCAGGUUUGUUUAAAAAUGAAUGUAUCUAAAUACUAUAAUAUGACUAGAUACAUUCAUAUUUAGACAAAUCUAAGACAAGAAUUUUGAGUGGGAGGAAGUAUAAAUUAGGCUUUGCCCAGAACCGUGAAUUUUGUUACAGACUGAACCGUGAAAUUACUAAGAGGAUAAGGGAGGUCCGGUGCUGGCCUCGACCUCCCACUGUCCAACCGGCGAGCGGGCGCGGCGCGGGCUGCUUCCCAGGCGCACCACUGCCCAACCGGCGAGCUCGGGCGUAGCGGCGAGCGCGGCGGGGGCUGCUCCCCACAGACGAUGGCGGGCGCGACGACGGACUCGACCAAGCGCGGCGGGGGCUGCUCCCCACAGACGAUGGCGGGCGCGACGACAGACUCGACCAAGCGCGGCGGGGGCUGCUCCCCACAGACGAUGGCGGACGCGAGCAGGCGCGGGGGUGCUUGCGAGGGUUGCUCCCCAGGCGCGGAGCGGGCGCGGCGGGGGACACGAGCAGGCACAAGGGUGCGGCGAGGGCUGCUCCCCAAGCGUAGCGGCGGACGAGAGAAGGCGCGGCGACAGAGUACGCCCCAUCAGCUGCCUCGAGCGUGCGGCAGCAGGCACGACGACGGUGUGCGCGAGGUAGCAUCGGCAUACGCUCACCGGAGAAAUCCCACCGGACCGGUGGAAGACAAAGGAUAUAGGAACUUCCAUUUAGAUUUGAUUGUCACCGUCAUCCUAGAGCAUAGAAGCAACAACUUCUAGCGGAUUGGCGCUUGAGCACGUGGUGGAGCGUCGCAACAUCGGUCUUCACAAUAGUGCGUUUACCUCGCGCUAUCGUCCAUCCACGAUGCGUUGAUCCUCAGAAUCUUUGAACCUGGCGAUACAGCUCAUGCGAGUCCACCUACUCCCUAAACAUGAGGUAUAUCAUUAUGAAUUAAUAUUGUUGGACUUUAAAGAUUACUACUUAGUAUUUUUGUUAGAUCUACCGUAAAUUACAAUAUUACAUACUUGUUUGAUCGACCGAAUGUAGUAGCUAGAAAUUUUUAGCCGCUUGUUUACUAACCUACAAUUAAACAAGGGAAAAGCCAAAUGAUUUAUUUGGAAGUCU
Molecule: messenger RNA, 1389 nt
Organism: Hordeum vulgare subsp. vulgare (domesticated barley)
Lineage: Eukaryota; Viridiplantae; Streptophyta; Magnoliopsida; Poales; Poaceae
Exons: 2
Coding region: 600-1043 (147 amino acids)
Source: RefSeq, a predicted model, not a curated record